Molecule: messenger RNA, 323 nt
Organism: Candidula unifasciata
Lineage: Eukaryota; Metazoa; Mollusca; Gastropoda; Stylommatophora; Geomitridae
Source: the annotation of a GenBank genome assembly
AUCAGCAGCUAUUCCCUAGUGAUUCAGGCCCAUGACUCAGGACUGCCCAUUUUGCUCAGUUCUGCAGUGGUCAGUGUCACAGUGACCGAUGCUAACGACAACGCUCCAGUCUUCUCACAGGAUGUCUACUGGGGGCUGGUGCAGGAGGGUCGCAGGACUGGUAUAGAAGUGGUUACUCUCAGUGUCUCUGAUGCUGACCUCCCUGAGAAUGGGCCACCGUUCGUGUUCCACAUCAUUCAAGGCAACGAGAAUGGGGAGUUCCAUGUGGAUAGUGCUGGGGUCAUCAGUACGGCUGGCAGGUUGUUCAAAACUGUCCAGGAGAA